Loxodonta africana (African savanna elephant) is the source of this 32663-nucleotide messenger RNA. RefSeq names its product eukaryotic translation initiation factor 4 gamma 3 (gene EIF4G3). The transcript has 12 exons. Bases 7033 to 9252 code for a protein of 739 amino acids. Gene Ontology annotation, cellular component: eukaryotic translation initiation factor 4F complex. Lineage: Eukaryota; Metazoa; Chordata; Mammalia; Proboscidea; Elephantidae. Gene Ontology annotation, molecular function: translation initiation factor activity; protein binding; mRNA binding. The record is from RefSeq and is a predicted model, not a curated record.
UUUUAAUUAGUGCCGUUCUGAUGAGGGUGAGGGAACAUCUCAUCAUUUUGAUUUGAUUUGAUUUGCAUCUUCAUAAUGGCUAAUAAUGGUGAGCAUCUUUUCAUGUACUUGUUGGCCAUUUGAAUAUACUCUUUGGUGAAUUAUCUCUUAAGUCCUUUGUCCAUUUUUUGAUUGGGUUGUCUUUGUGUUUUUAAGUUGUAGAGGUUUUAUAUGUAUUUUGGAUAUUAGACUCUUCUUUAUGGUUUCCUAAAAUUUUCUCCCAAUCUGUAGGUUGUCUUUUCACUUUGGUAAUAAAGCCCUUUGAUGUGCAUACCUAUGCUUUUUGUAUUAAAUUUUGAAUUGGAAGCAGUGUCUGCUAGCCUUUAUCACUGUUCUUAAGAUAUAAGUGGAUUUAGCUUGAUGUAUUGAGAAGUGCACAUCAGGAAAUCAGGAUUUGAGUUUGGGUCUUCUAGCCACAUAACUAGUCAUAUAACUGCACUGGACGUUUUACAAUAAAGGGGUUAGAGUCCUUUAUUCUGUGAGAGUCUCUUGGAUUAUAAUGGUUUAAGAUUCCAAAGGUUAUGCUGAUCACCUGUGCUUUGUGGUUUGUGUUCUUGCCAGUAGUGGGGAAGGAUUUACAGAGGCCUAUCAGUGGCUUCUUAGUUUGUUUAAUGGUCACUGAUACAUUUCUCUGUGGGCUCAUUGAUACUAGGAACAUGCUAACAUGAACAGAGGAAAGACAACUUGCUCAUGUAAUAAAUAACCUCUGGUUUUUGGCUGAUUAGUGUUAGGUUUAGACACAGACUGAAAUGCCUCCAUGACUUUAGCAGUGAAGACUGUAUAGCCAGUGGUGGGUGGUUUGAGACCAUAAAAAAAGGUUGCUGCAGUCAGAUGCUGGCUUGUUCAGGGUGAUGAUACAGUUAGUUCAUUCAGAGGUAUGAAAAAAGUAAGUUCUGUAAUAAACUCCUGUGAUGAGACAUGGUCUAUUUUUGCUUAAUGAAUAAUACUUUGAGCUAAUAUAAUAGAAAACUGUUUUCUGAUCAUUAGCUAGACAGAUGACUUCAAGUAAUGUAUAAACUGCAGCAGAGAUUGCUGUCGAUGAGAUAUUGCAGGAUCCCAAGCUGCUUCUGUAUUUUCAAAUGGUUUCUCAUUUUUGGCUUGCUGCCAACUAGAAGUUUUUCACUCGUAGCCUCAGCUGAAAUUUGAAAUAGUUUAAACUGUUUUAAGUGUAUUUGAAAUUUGUCAGUUUUUAUGACCUUUAUUAACUAGUAUUUAUUUUGUACUUUUUUUGAGCCCAGUGUGUGCUGCCUGACUCUUAUGAGACAUUAAGUUUUAUCAAUAAAAUGUAAGCUCCAUGAAGGCAGAGAUUUUUGUCUGUUGCAUAUUGUAUUGCCAGCAUCUAGAACAGUGCUUGGCAGAUAAUCUAUACAUACUUGUUGGAUGAAUUGUUGAUUAAGUAAGUUGGAGACUGGAAAUUAGUUUUAAGAUCAGUUUUAGGGCUAAUAUAGAUGGCAUCAUAACUUACUUUAAACCUACAUGGCUGCCCUAAAAUGGUUUUGCACUGAGGUGUAUCUGAAUUGAAAUUAGUUCUUUAAUUUCCUUUCAGAUAUAAUAUUAAUGACCGAGUUUACAGAAUCAUCUAAAGUGGCUUAGUUGCUUUUGAAGUAUAGGUACUGAGGAUUAGGGUUAACAUAAAGGCGAAAGAGGAAAAACAUCUAAACCGGUAGCCCCGAGGUGCGACAGGGUUCUGUCGUAACUUGGUUCUGACAUAAGUCAAAUACUGCUUUUUUUUUCCCAUCAUUAUUGCCUUUAUAAAUCCAAUCUUUGAACUUCUGCAAAUGAACAUCUGAGAAUGAAAACAUCAGCAAAUUACGUGCUUAAACGUUGUGUGUAAUACAUAUUACUAAUGAUAAGAUGAAAAAAAAAAAGCCAAAAGUAUGGUUUGUCAUAACUCAAAUAUGUCAUAAGUCGGAGACUACCUGUAGUCAAAUGUUAGUAUUAAAAAGUUUGUUUUUUGCUUAUAAGAGUUAACAUGUUAUCAAAUCAGGAAAUGAAAAAAAUAAAUGAAGUAAAAAAGUCACCCAUUUUACCACAUAGAGAUAACCAUUGUUAACAUUUUGGCAUAUUUCUUUCUUGUCCUUUUCUCUGUGGAUUUUAAUUUUAAUGGACUUAAAUUCUGUUCUUUUUUGUAACAAAAUAACUAAGGUCAAAUUACAUAUAUACUUUUGUAUCUUGCGUAUUUUGUUAUUAACUAUCUGCCAUCGUUUAAACUCACUUUUGGAAUAGUUUUACAUUAAUUUGGAAUGUAAAUGAACUUUUUUGUUUCUUUGGAAAGGUUCUUUUGGGAUAUUAUUUCACCUUCAGUUUAUAGCUCAGAAGUUAGGACUGCACAUUAGAAAGAGAAGAGUGCAAACCGUUAUCAAUAAGUGAAAGUUUUUUGAGUUGUUGUGCCAGGAAUGAAUUAUUUACAACAUUAAAACUCAAUGUAGUGUCACCAGUUUUUUUUUUCCUGUAGUUAUUUACAUUUCUUUAUUAUCCCUUGAACCCAUCCUCAUCCACAUGUUCAAGUAUAGUAAAUUGGAAAAAAAGAGUCUAGUGGCCAGGGUGGCAUUUGUUAUAUCUCUUUGAUUUUCUUAAUUGGUUUUCAGAAACUGUUAGUAUGUAUUAUAAGGUGUGAUUGAAGGAAGGAGGAAAAGGCCAUGAGGGAUGUAUGUGAGUUUAAAGCAGUAAGAUUGAAAUGUGGGAAUAUUAAGUGUCACCAGACUACUGAUUUGUUUCAGCUCCCCUCUCUCCUUUGAUGUACAUGUAUCAAGUAAAAAUAUGUAGACAGGUAGUUGAACAGAAGGGUUAUAUUUUUAAAACAAAAUUUUAGCAUGACAAGGGGGAAAAAUCUAAGUGGAAAUACAGAAAGCCAGAAUAUGAUAAGCUGACAUUGAGAAUGGAAAAGGACAAACCUUGAAGAUAGAAUGGAGAAAUGUAAGAAAGAGUGAGUGAGAUGACUACUGAUCCUUUUUCCAGGCCCUAGAGAAUAAAGUAGGAUGCAGAAUUUGAACUCUGAAAGAUGAGUUACAGGAAGUUAAAAGUAUACUCAGGAAUGGAAUGGUCAGAGGGGAGUAGGUUGUGGUGAGUGACCAGCAUAAAUAAAGUUUCAGGCUUGAAAAUAAGCAUGACAUUUGCUGGCUUGUAAGGAUCCUAAUCUGUGUGUUUGGAGUGGAGGAUUUUUGUGGUACUCAAGGUAAUAGGUCCAGAUUCUAGGGGACUUUGUAUAAAUAUAAGAUUAGGAGGUUAGAGCUCUCCUGUAUGAAGCCAUUCCCUUUUAUUUUAAAAAAUAGGUUUAUUAAGAUAUAAUUCAUAUACCAGACAACUUGCCUAUUUAGAGUAUACAAUUCACUGGUCUUGAACGUAUUCACAGAAUUGUGUAGUCAUCACCGUAAUCAAUUUUGGAACAUUUUCAUCAACCCCAAAAGAAACCGGUUGUUUUUAGGUGACCUCGGGUCGAUUUUGUCUCAUAGCAACACUGUGUGCAACAGAACGAAGCACUGCCCGGUUCUGUGCCAUCCUCACAGUCGUUGCUAUGUUUGAGCCCAUUGUUGUAGCCACUGUGUCACUCCAUGUCUUUGAGGAUCUAUCUCUUUUUUGCUGACCCUCUGUUUUACCAAGCAUGGUGUCCUGGACCUGUCUCAUAACAUAUCCAGAGUAUGUGAGAUGAAAUUUUGCUAUGAGUUGGAAUUGACUUGACGGCAGUGGGUUGCUUCAGAUGAGCAUUCUGGCUAUAGUUUUUCCAGGACGGAUUUGUUCAUUCUGGCAGUCUGCAGUAUCUUCAAUAUUCUUUGCUAACACCGUAAUUCAGUAUCAUGGCUUGGGUCAGGUGCACCUUAGCCCUUAAAGUGACCUCUUUGCUUUUUGACACAUUAAAGAGAUUUCUUGCAGCAGAUUUGCCUUCCCAAUGAGAUGUGUCGUCUAAUUACUUGAGUGCUUCUUCCCUGGGCGAUUUGGAUCCAAGCAAAAUGAAAUCCAUGACAACUUCAAUCUUUUCUCCACUUAACAUGUUGCUUUUUGGUCCAGUUGUGAGGAUUUUUGUUUUCUUUACGUUGAGGUGUAAUCCAUGUUGAAGGCUAUGGUCUUUGAUCUUCAUCAGUAAGUGCUUCAAGUCCUCUUCAUUUUCAGCAAGCAAGGUUGUGUUGUCUGCAUAUUACAGGGUGUUAAUGAGUCUUCCUCCAAUCCUGAUGCACCAUUUUUCUUCAUAUAGCACAGGUUCUUGUGUUACUUGCUUAGCGUACAGAUUGAAUGAGUAUGGUGAGAGGAUACAACCCCGAUGUACACCUUUCCUGACUUUAAACGAGGUGGUAUCCCCUUGUUCUGUUUGAACAACUGCCUCUUAGUCUAAGUACAGAUACCUCAUGAGCACAAUUAAGGGUUCUGGAAUUCCCAUUCUUUGCAGUGUUAUCCAUAAUUUGUUAUGAUUCACAGAGUUGAAUGCCUUUGCAUAGUCAGUAAAACACAGGUAAACAUCUUUCUGAUGUUCUCUACUUUCAGCCAAGACCCAUCUGACAUCAGCAGUCAUAUCCCUUGUUCCACAUCCUCUUCUGAAUCCAGCUUGAAUUUCUGGCAGCUCCCUGUCGAUGUACUGUUGUGGCAGCUUUUGAUUGAUCUUCAGCAAAACUUUAUUGUGUGUGAUAUUAAUGAUACUGUUUGAUAAUUUCCACAUUCUGUUGGAUCUCCUUUCUUUGGAAUGGGUACAAAUAUGGAUCUCUUCCAGUCAGUGGGCCAGGUAGCUGUCUUCCAAAUUUCUUGGCAUAGAUGACUGAGUGUUUCCAGCGUUGCAUCUCUUUUUUGAAACAUCUCAACUGGUAGUCUGUCCUUUUCUGGAGUCUUGUUUUUCUCCAGUGCCUUCAGUGCACCUUGGACCUCUUUUUUCAGUACCAUUGGUUCUUGAUCAUACACUAUCUUCUGAAAUGGUUGAACAUCAACCAGUUCUUUUUGGUACAGUGACUGUGUAUUGCUUACAUCUUCUUUUGAUUCUUCCACAUCAUUUAAUAUUUUCCCCGAAGAAUCCUUCAAUAUUGCAACUCGAGGCUUAAAUUUUUUCCUCAGUUCUUUCAACUUGAGAAAUGCCGAGCAUGUUUUUCUCUUUUGGUUUUCUAUCUCCAGGUCUUUGCAUAUGUUAUUAUAAUAUUUUGACUUCUUGGGUUGCCCUUUGAAUUCUUCUGUUCAACUCUUUUACUUCAUAAUUUUUUCCUUUCGUGUUAGCUACUCAACAUUCAAGAGCCACUUUCAGAGUCUAUUCUGACGUCUGUUUUGGUCUUUUCUUUCUUGUCUUUUUAAUGACGUCUUGCUUUCUUCAUGUAUGAUGUUCUUGAUUUCAUUCCACAGCUCAUCUGAUCUUCGGUCAUUAGUGUUAAAUGCAUCAAAUCUAUUCUUGAGAUGGUCUCUAAAUUCAGGUGGGACACACUCAAGGUUGUACUUUGACUCUCGCGGACUUGUUCUAAUUUUCUUCAGCUUCAACUUGCGUAUGAAUAAUUGGUGGUUUCUUCUACAGUCAGCCUCUGGCCUUGUUCUGACUGACCAUAUUGAGCUUUUCUGUCGUCUGUUUCCACGGACAUAGUCGAUUUGAUUCCUGUGUAUUCCAUCUGGCGAGGUCCACAUGUAUAGUCACUGGUUAUGUUGUUGAAGAAAGGUAUUUGCAGUGAAGAAGUCAUUGGUCUUGCAAAAUUCUGUCAUGCGAUCUCCAACAUUGUUUCUGUCACCAAGGCCAUAUUUUCCAACUACCAAUCCGUCUUCCUUGUUUUCAGCUUUUGCAUUCCAAUCACCAGUAAUUAUCAAUGCAUCUUGAUUGCUUAUUUGGUCAAUUUCACACUGCAGAAGUUAGUAAAGAUCUUCAGUUUCUUCACCUGUCAGCACUCUCCAUUUCCCGCAGUUCUCCCUGGCCUACACAAUCACCAGUCUAUUCUGCCUCUAUUGUUGUUAGGUGCUCUGAGUUGGCUCCGACUCAUAGCGACCUUAUGGAUAACAGAACAAAAAUGUUGCCUGGUCCUGUGCCAAUCAAUGAACUCAAAUACAGUCAUUACUGUGUCAAUCCAUCUCAUUGUUUUCGCUGACGCACUCUCUACCGACCAUGAUACUUGAUUUGCCUAUUCUGAACAUUUCUUUUGAAUGGAACAGUGCAGUAUGUGUUCAUUUUUAACUGGCUUCUCUUACUUGGCAGAAUGCUUUCACGGUUCAUCCUUGUUGUAGCAUGUAUCAGUACUUCAUUUAUUUUUGUUGCAGAAUAAUAUUCCAUGUACCAUAUUUUAUUUAUCUGUUCAUCAGCUGGUGGUUAUUUGGAUUGUUUCAGCUUUUUGGGUAUUAUGAAUAACGUUGCUGUGAAGAUCUGUGAAUGUUCUUUGUGGAUGUAUGUUUUCAUUUCUCAUGGGUUUAUGAGUGGAAUUGCUGAAUGAUAUCAUAAGUCCAUGUUUAACAUUUGGAGGAAUCGCCAAACUGUUUUCCAAAGCAGCUACACCAUCGUAUGUUUUUUUGCCAGCAUUGUAUGAGGGUCCCACCUUUCUCUACAUCUUUACCAGCUCUUGGUGUUACCUGCCCUUUUGAUCAUAAGCCCUCCUACUGGAUGCUAAGUGAUAACGCAUUAUAGUCAUUUGAAGGUAAAGUAUGGGCAUUGGAUUAUUUUCCUGUCAUGUGAAGAUGACUCAUUGCGGGUUUUGGUUUGCAUCUGCCUGAAAGCUGAUGUCGUUGAGCAUCUUUUUAUGUGCUCACUGGCAGUUCGUUGUUCUUGGAGAAGUGUCUGUUCAUAUCCUUUGCCCAGUUUUUAAUUGGGCUAUUUGUCUUUAUAUUAUUGAGUUGUAAGAUUUCUUUAUACAUUCUGGUUCCGUAUUAAAGAUAACGAUUUGCAAAUACUUUUUCUUAUUCUGUGGGCUGUUUUUUCACUUUCUAGUUUUUAAUUUUGAUGAAGUCCAGUUUAUUUAAUUUUUUAAAUAAUAUUGUAUUUUAGGUGAAAGUUUACACAGCAAGUUAGUUUGCCUUUAACAAUUUUUUUUAAUCAUUUUUAUUGUGCUUUACAUGAAAGUUUACAAAUCAAGUCAGUCUCUCACACGAAAACCCAUAUACAUCUUGCUACACACUCCCAAUUACUCUCCCCCUAAUGGGACAGCCCGCUCUCUCCCUCCACUCUCUCUUUUCGUGUCCUUUUCGCCAGCUUCUAACCCCCUCCACCCUUUCAUCUCCCCUCCAGGCAGGAGAUGCCAGCAUAGUCUCAAGUGUCCACCUGAUCCAAGAAGUUCACUCGUCACCAACAUUCCUCUCCAACCCACUGUCCAGUCCAAUCCAUGUCUGAAGAGUUGGCUUCAGGAAUGGUUCCUGUCCUGGGCCAAGAGAAGAAUUCCUAGAGGACCUGUACAGCAACCUCUGGAGGAUCGAAUCUUCACUCCAACGGUCUCGGCAGUAUACAGCACGGUAACGCAAGUAGCAAGACAACCGGGACCGCCCACCCCUUCCCCUUAUUCAGCACAUGAAAUAAACAAGGGACAUCCAAAUCUUGCGGCAACGCCCCCGGGACAUGCAUCGUCCCCUGGACUCUCUCAGACCCCGUAUCCCUCUGGACAGAAUGCAGGUCCAACCACGCUGGUGUACCCCCAAGCCCCUCAAACAAUGAAUUCACAACCUCAAACCCGUUCUCCGCCCAGCAGAACAGUGCCAAUACAUUGCACAGACAACUGGAAGAGGAGGAAGGUUUUGGAACAGACUCCUGUUUACAGGUCCUUGGCUGGAAGAGGCUGGAUAAAAUACUGCAUUUUUUUCCAGAGGCCUCAAAUACAGCCUCCUAGAGCUACCAUCCCGAACAGCAGUCCUUCCAUUCGUCCUGGUGCACAGACACCCACCGCAGUGUAUCAGGCCAACCAGCACAUCAUGAUGGUUAACCAUCUGCCCAUGCCGUACCCAGUGCCCCAGGGUCCUCAGUACUGUAUACCACAGUACCGUCAUAGUGGUCCUCCUUAUGUUGGGCCCCCACAACAGUAUCCAGUUCAGCCACCAGGGCCAGGCCCUUUUUAUCCUGGACCGGGACCUGGGGAUUUCCCCAAUGCUUAUGGAACGCCUUUUUACCCAAGUCAGCCAGUGUAUCAGUCAGCACCUAUCAUAGUGCCUACGCAGCAGCAGCCCCCUCCAGCCAAGAGAGAGAAAAAAACAAUAAGAAUUCGAGAUCCAAACCAGGGAGGUAAAGACAUAACAGAAGAGAUUAUGUCUGGAGGUGGCAGCAGAAAUCCUACUCCACCCAUAGGGAGACCUACAUCCACACCUACUCCUCCUCAGCAGCUGCCCAGCCAGGUGCCCGAGCACAGCCCUGUGGUUUAUGGGACUGUGGAGAGCGUUCAUCUUGCUGCCAGCACCCCUGUUACUGCAGCUAGCGACCAGAAGCAAGAAGAGAAGCCAAAACCAGAUCCAGUGGUAAAGCCUCCUUCUCCAGUUCUUAGGCUAGUCCUUAGUGGAGAGAAGAAAGAACAAGCAGCCCAGGUGUCUGAGACGACUACUGCAAUAGAAUCCACACCAGAGCUUCCUCUGCCUGUGUCACCUACCACUAUUUCUCCAAUUGCGCGUAAUACGAUUGCCUCCCCCGUCUCUGCUGCUCUUAGUAGCCAAUCAAUAUUUACCAGUGCUAUAGAUGACAGAUGUGAACUCUCUUCCCCAAAAGAGGACACAUUUCCUAUACCCAGCCCUACAUGUUGCACAGAAAUAUCAGACCCUUCACCAACAGAUGAAAUUGAUGAUGAUAUAUGCAAGAAACCCUGUAGUGUCGCACCUAAUGAUACUCCACUGAUUUCUAGUACUAACCUCAUUAAUGAAAUGAAUGGAGUUAGUGAAAAAUUACCAGCCACAGAGAGCAUUGUGGAAAUAGUAAAACAGGAGGUGCUGCCAUUGACUCUUGAAUUGGAAAUUCUGGAAAAUCCCCCAGAAGAAAUGAAAGUGGAAUAUGCCCCAGCUCCCAUUACCCCUUCCACAGUUCUUUCCUUUUCUCCAUCUCCUCCAACUCCUCCAGCCUCUCCUCCUCCCACUCCAGCCAUUGUUCCUGCUGCUGCCACUACCAUUAGUACUUCCAGUGCUCCCACCACAGUUCAGGGAGUCUUAGAAGAGGACAAGAGCAUAAGAACUUGCUUUAAUGAAGAUGGAAAAGAGAUUCAAAACAAAAUAGAGGCAGAAGCAGAUGGGCAAACAGAAGAGAUCAUGGAUUCUCAGAGCUUAAAUUCAAGAAAGAGCCCUGUCACAGAAACAUCGAAUGAAUGCUGAAAUUCCUAGUCUGUUUUCUUCAAUGGUGUGUUUGUGUUCUAGUGCAGCCUGCAAAAGAGUUACUCCACUGUCUAAAAAUGCAAGUGGAAAUUUCAAAUAUAUAAAAUGCCUCCAAGGUGUAUGUCAGUAUGCUCGUUCUUUUUGCCUCAUUCAUCUGAAUAAAUUCCUCAGUUGUUAAUUUUGUUUCUUUGGUGCUGGAAACCAGCCAAAACCAGCAUGGUAUCUGUUCCCUAAUCCUGCAUUCUCAGAAUUUUAAAACCCAGUUAAAUCCUAAACUUAAAGGAACUCCUCUAUGCAAAACCUAUUCUUUAAUCUUGGGUUUAAGGAAACAGGAAAAGCUUACAUAACUAGUUUUGAAAAAUAAAAAUGCCCACUCUGAUUAACUCACAGAUCAGUUUAAUGUUCUCUCACUUUUUCUUUUAAAACAGUUGCAUUUUUUUCUGUAAGUUUUUUUAUGGCCAUUAAUGUUAUCAAAGUAUUAUGUUCUUCCCAAUUCAAAAUUAUUUCUUUUUAAUGUAGCACCACCUUGGAUCUUAGGAACUGACCAUUAAAAAAAAAAAACUAUAAUUCUAAUCAGAAGUUACCUGAGACCUAUCAACUAUUUGGUCAGUAGCCCAUAAGUAUAUUGAAGUUUUAGCUUUUAACAAGUCAACAUAGCCUGUCUUCUUUAACAUUGCCCUACACUUUAUAAUUCGUUCUCUGGAAAUCUAUCAGGUAAGUCAUGCUUACUAAGUUGGACAAUUUGACAAAUGAGUGCAAUCCCAACAGUUGAUCUAGAAAUACACCAGGGAGGUUCUACUCACCAACAUCCUCAGUACUUUUUUUUAUCUAUUUUGAGCAGUGUAAUAGAUAGGGAAACUUGACAAAUGAAAAACUUCAUCCUUACUCUUAAGAUGUGACUUUCUUACCCAGCUCAGUUCUUAAGGAAGUUUACUCAUCAGUGUCUAUGAGACGUGUCUGUUCUCUUGAAAGUGUAGAAUAUCUUCUUCAACACAGUAAACCAAAGCAGAAAAGCAAACAAUGCAGGGAAAUUGGGACAGGGAGAAAUUUAUCAUAGAUGUUUGUAAGUUCUGUUGCCUCAAGUGGACUGGGCUCCGUUGGCAUCAGUACUCAUAGUACCGUCACUGUUCUAGGAGCCUUCUCCCUCGGUGGGAGGAUGACCUGGGGCUUUUUUGUCAGUUAGCCUUUGAAAAAACAACCAGCUUUGGUGAGGCAACAGGUGAACACCCCCCAAAGAACACCUUGUUUGUUGGAGAACAGUAAUUUGACCCUUUGUUAUGUCAUAUUAUUUUCCUACCUGUUAGUUGUCAUUCAGCAAUGAUCGAUGCGGUAGUUCUAAAAAUAGGAGAAACUAGUAAAGACAGAUGUUUAAAAAUCUAGGAAGUACAAGUUAAAGAUGCAAACCAUGCCUCAGAACUGAAAUAAGUGCAAAGCAAUACUCUGCACCAAAAUCAUACUUCAUUCUCUUUUAAGCAGUUUAUUGCUCAAGUGGUCUAAUAUUGCAAGAUGGUGCCCAAGGAUAAAUGAACAGACAGAUGAAUAUUUUUGAGUUAAAUAAUCUUUGUCCCAUGGCAGUUUUCUGAAGUACAGAUACUCUUGGAAUUGGAAAUGUAGGUACCAGCACCUUAGUAAAAGCGUAUAGAUUCUUCAGCAAAGAGCCAGGAGAUACCCAGAAAAGGAAACACUGUCCCAAACAUGAUUGGGGAUGACAUAGAGGUUGGUGAUGUCAGGGAAUAAACGGUCUUAACAUUUUUCAAGUCUCGCAAUUUUUUAAACUAUAAAGGUGUUUUAAAGUAACCAAAAUUCUGUUUUUUCCAUUUACAUCUUGCACUCUUCAAAAAUCAACAGUAAAUGAAACUGAAGAACCCAUGCGACUCUCACAUUUUUUAAAUUAUAAAACCACCAGAAACAUUUCUAACCAUUUUAUUUUUGUACAAAUAUUUUUGAAUAUUUGCUACAAAGACUAACAAUGAAAAUUAAAAUCACCUUUAAUCUUUAAAUAUAUCCACCUCGAAGUGGCCAUAUUCUUAAUAACCACAGUCUUACUUGCACUUACUCACUUGUUGUACAUUGUCUACUUUGAGAAGUUAAUAAAUUUUAAAAACAAUUUGGUUUGGAUAUCAGUCUUUUGGUGUUGUCCUUUAAGAAUACCAGUUCUUACUGUCUCAGCUUGAGGAUGAAAAACUUCACAGCUGGCUUCAGAAACCACCUGCUUUUGACAGGUAUAAUACAUAAACACACAGUAUUUGGUAUAGAGGGACUUGCUUAAAACAAUAAUAAAAGUCAAAGCAUAAGGGAUAUAGUCCAUUUCCUUGGGUUGCUGGAAUACCCUUUCCUGCACCUGUACUAGAUGGAAUUCCUGAGGGUAGCAAAAUGCAGCCAUUCUGGACUCUUUGGUGUUGAAGAGCAAGCCAUGCAAAAUGAGAAUUGUGUGUGUGUACUCCAAAAAGCCUCAGAGGUUGGCCAGACUUUUGAUUAUUUGUUCCACACAAUCACUUCAGUAAUUAAAUGUACAAAAAAAUAUGUAUUAAUUGGAUAAUUUUGAAGUCUUAGGAAUGUCUAUUAUAGUUUCUGUAUAUUUGGUAGGGAUUCGGAACUUGUGGAAAAACACCUCCCAUUCAUCAAUUGGGAAUUCAUUUUGUUCAAUUUGUACAAUAAUAGGGAAAUUAAUAAGUGAUUUUUUAAAUUUUUUAUUAUGUCUAUUCAUCAUGGAAACCCUGAUGGUAUAGUGGUUAAGAGCCACAUCUGCUAACCAAAAGGUUGGCAGUUCGAAUCCACCAAGUGCUCCUUGAAAACUAUGGGGCAGUUCUACUCUGUCCUGUAGGGCCACUAUGAGUUGGAAUCAACUUGACAGCAACGGGUCUUUUUUCUUUUUUUAUUCAUCAUAAAUUUAUUAUUUGAAAUUCUUUUGGCAGAGGAAGGCUUUUUUAAUCUUUCUGUUUAAUUUGUAGUGCAUUGCUUCUUUGUGUGUUUUAUUUGUUUUGUGAACUCAUGUUCAGCUAAACUAUUCUGGAUAUAGAUUGAGGGCAAGUCCUUCUAAAGCAGUUUUGUAUUUACCUGAUGUCUUGAGGAAAACACUAACUGGGCCUAAGUCCAAGCUUUAUUUCCUAAACCUACGUUCAUAUCUCAAAUAAAGUAUGAGAGCAUUCCUUGCUUAUCCUAAUUUUCAGAGUGACAGCAGUUUCCUCUCUACCUAGCUGAAACAAAACAUGCUUCCUUGUAAUCACUCUGUGUUGGUUCACUGGUUUAUUUUGUUCUGUUUUGUCUUUUUAGCUACUCUUUCAUUGGUGCUAUCACUCUUUUAAGAGUCUCAGGGAUUUAUGUGAGACUCUUAGCUCCAAGUCCCUAUUUUGCAGAGAUCCAAGAUCUCAUCUCGUCUUUUCCAGAUAGGGGUUAAAAUCUCAGCUCCUUAACUACAGAGAUUAUUGGCACAGCAUCCCACAUCCCUAAUACCACAGUGGCUACAGCCACAGCAAUUGGCCUUUCUUGUUUAUGUGGCUUCCAGAAAUCUCCCUUAGAUUCUUGUGAGCUCAGCCAAGACUGGAAGAGGGUUUCCAGAUUUUGCAAGUUAAAGCUGGGAGAUUUAGUUCUCAAGUGGAGAUAUGAUUGUAUGUUUUAGGAGAUGUUAAUAAAAUACUGAUACGUACAGCCAAUCAAAUUGCUGUUCUUUCUUUUGGUUUAGAUUUAUUUAAGUAUAAAUGGCACAUUCUUGAAUGCAGGAAAAUUUUUUAAUACUCACCUGUGAGAGUAUUAAAGGAUAAAACCAGAAAAAUAAAAGUUUAUCCGUUUGGAUAGGCCAAUCUAAAAAAAAUUCAUUUUUAAAACCAUGCUCUGAAGGUCAGCAGCAGGAAUAAGGAAUUUGAAAUUUGUUCUUAUCUUUGCUAGAUUUACACCUUUUAAGAAAUUGUUGAAAUAUCCUUGGAAGAUUUGCUUGCUGGGGCCUAAAAUAGGUCAGCACUGCUUUGUGUGUCCCACGAGCCUAAUUUCUAUACUACUGUAUACUCUUAUAAUUUGAUCUUUCACGUUCUACUAGAGAAACACUUUCUGGAACCUUGGGAACAGGAUAUUUUACGCGUUCCUGGUUCCAUAUCAUCCACCAAAACUAGCAGAACAACCAUUAAAGCAAGGCUUCUCUUUUUGAGAGACUUGAGUCUAAGUGACCCUGAAGGAAUAAGUAAAUUAAAUCUACUGUUGUUUUCCACCUUAUUUGUAAAAAUAUUUCAAGCAAAGCUGCCUAAAAAGUACAUUUCUGCCAUGUUGGCCCUACUUUUUUUAUUGGUCACCAUGGUGAAAUCUCAAGUCUUGUAAAAGCUUUCCCUUCUUCUCAUAUCCAUAUUUACCUUGUAUACAGAAGCCUUCAGAGCUGUUUCCAGCUGACAAGAUAUCCAAAAUGCAUUUCCUUCAACAUGUAUCUUUUCUUCAUUCACUAUAGCUGUGUUAAUGGUACUUCAGGGUUUUGAUGCAGUCACAGUAGUCAUCUUAAUUUUUAAUAUUUACAAAGACUUUUCUCAGGCAUCUCAAGCAUAUUCUUGUGAUUUAAAUAAUUCCUGGGAUAGAAUUAUUCCUGUUUUGCUGAUGACAAAAAAUAAGCCAUGGAGUAGUAUCAACUUUCUCAGAAUCACAGGGAGAAUUACAACUCAAGCCUUCCUUUACCUCACGUGUCUGUUUUUCUUUUAAACGUGAUUUCUGCACUGAUAUAGUUUCUUUAACAUUUUCAGGAUUUAGGAAUUAAAUAUUUAUGCAUGCAGCCUGGGUUCAAAGGGCAACAUUGAUCGCCCACCUAUUUCAACCGCAAUUAUGUGUUGGCCUACUAUGCAUCAGUCAUUAUUCUAGGCACUUGAAAUUCAACAGUGAACAAUCCAAAGAUUCCUGCCCUAGUGACGUUUACAUUCUAAUUGGGGAAGAAAGACAAUGGAAAAUAGCAUACUAAUAAAAGAUAGAGUAUGAUAGGACGUCUUGAGCGCUAUAAAAAUAGGAUGAUUAUCUGAGCUUCCCUUGUGCGCACAUCUGUGAUUUCACUAUCCCUUUUUCCUUUUGAGAAACCUGUCUAGAAGAACACUACUUGAAUCAGCAUUGUACCCUACCUUUACCAUUCUUAAACUCCAGUAGGCAGAACACUGCUGGAGAAGAUCACACCACUGUAAAUGCAAGUACCCCUACAAAUUCAUGCUCUCCACCCAUAGUUAUUCCAUUAAUAACGUUGUCUCUUGUAAAAUCCUGUACUCAGACCAACCCUCCUCAUUCUCAGCAGAUGACCUUCCGUCUUCAUUCGUUGAGAAAAUUGAGGGUACUAGAUAUUAUGCCUCUUUCAACUUUCUGCCCCACAGCUAUAAAAAAAAAAAAAGAUCUAUCUAUAUUAAAACUUCCUUAAGCUCUACUGUUAUUGUUAGGUUGUUGUUAGUUACUGUCAAGUCGGUUCCAACUCAUAGUGACCCUAUAUAUAACAGAACGAAACACUUUCCGGUCCUGUGCCAUCCUCACAGUUGCUGCUGCACUUGAGCCCAUUGUUGCAGCCGCUGUGUCAAUCCAUUUCAUUGGGGUCUUCCUCUUUUUCACUCACCCUCUAACAAGCAUGAUGUCCUUCUCCAGGGAUUGGUCCCUCCUGAUAACAUGUCCAAAGUAUGUGAUACAGAGUCUUGCUGCCUUCGUUUCUAAGGAACAUUCUUGGCUGUACUUCUUCUAAGACAUAUCUGUUCAUUCUUCUGGCAGUCCUUGGUCUAUUCACUAUUCUUUGCCAGCACCAUAAUUCAAAUGUGUCAAUUCUUCUGUCUUCCUUUUUCAUUGUUCAGCUUUCACAUGUGUAUGCGGCAAUUGGAAAGAUCAUGCUUCGGGUCAGGUGCACCUCAGUCAUUGAAGUGACAUCUUUACUAGCUCUCCUAGUUGUUCUUUGCGUUCUUUUAUGUAUCUACUCCCUCUCUGCGGGCUUUUUAUUGUCUGUAAAAAUGUCAGUCUCUCGUCCCCAGCACAUUCUGUCAGUCCCACAUGUCUGUUUGGCUACCCUUUAAUAAACUUGGUCUUCCUCUUCUCAUUCAAACGUCUUAAGCAUAGUCUACCAUUUCUGCUUCUACUUCCUUCACUAUUCAACUAAUAUAAUGUGGUUUAUGCUCCCAGUAUGCUGGUGGAACUUCCUUUAGCAGAGUCAAGAAAGGACAUAAGUUUAUCUUACUGGUCCUUUUGCUGCCUUUAACAUUAUUGAGCAUUCUCUUUUUCUUCUUUCUUGCUUAGGUCUGUUGAGUAUCAUUUAUAUGCAAUAAAAUUCACCCUUUUUAACAUUCAGUUCUGUGAGUUUUAACAAAUGUACACAGUUACAUAAUCACCACUACAAUCAAGUUACAGAAUAGUUCCAUCACCCAGAAAAUCCCAUCACCCAAAAAAUUACCUCACAUUUGGGCCUUUUUCUAUUGCUGUUCUUAUUCUAUACAUUCUUCAUUGGUGAUUUCAUCUACUUUAAUUGUAGAUACCUCCCAGUGGUACACGCUAAUAACUUCCAAAUGUUUAUCUUCUUCCCAGACUUCUGUGGGCUUCAGUCUUAUAUUUCCAACUGCCUGCCAAAUAUCUCCACUUGGAGAUCCCAGAGUCACCUCAAAUGCAACAUUUCUAAUACUAAACUCAUUACUUAUCCCCCUAAACUUGUUCCUUUAUUUCAGUUAGUAGCACUAGCUUUAAUCAAGCAAAAAUCCUGAGGUACUGUGGAUGGACUUCUUCCUUGAAUCACUUUUUCUUCACAUCCAAUCAUUCAACAAGCUCCCCUGAUUUUACCCAAUACAUUUGUUGAAAUUGCCUACCACUGCCUUAGGUCUGUACUUCUCCCUGGACCUCUCUCAUUUCCCUGGCUCCAGUUUUGUCCCCCUUCAGAUUUAUUCUCCACCAAGUAGCCAUUCAUCUCUUUAAAACACAGAUCUGGCCUUGUCACUCCUCCUCCACAUUGCUGCCUAAACCCUUCAGGGUAUUUGGGGGCAAUCACCUGUAAGAUAAACUACAGGUUUUAUAACACUAUUAUAUAGUGGUUAAGAUCAGGGCAACAAAGGCAGACACCAUUGAGCCCUAGCCUUUCCCUUUUCCUACCUCUGUGACCUUGGGUCAGUUUCUUAACCUCUUUGAGUCUAUUUGCUCAUCUAGAAAUUGAGGAUAAUAAUAGUAUUUACUUCAUAAAGUUGUAGUGAAGAUGAAAUGUGAUAAUAUGUAAAGCACUUAACACAUGGUCUGACAGAUAUUAAGCACACUAUAAAUGUUAAAUGUUAUUCAUACUUCCAUUUUCAGCUACUGUUAAGUGUCCAAGUGUACCCUGUGAACUGUACUAAUAUACAGAACAGAUGAGUGUUGUCAUUACUGCCCUCUGAAAUUUAUGUUCCAAAGAAGAGAGGCUCACAGAAGAUGAUGCCUUCUGAAGAGUUCUUAAUCAAAUCCAGGACAGGAAAUGGUGUAAAACCCUUUAGGAAAGUCCCUAUGCAUAUUUAACUUUAAUUACAAGUUUUUGUACCCAUUACCGCAUUUAAUAUUCACAAUGGUCAAACACAUCUUAAGGUGAUCUCUGCUGUCGUUGGGAAGGGAAAAGAAAGUAUGCUUAGAACAGUCAAUUUUAGGAACAGUCUGUGCAAUUGAAGCCUAAGGCAUUCAUAAAAAAGAGGAUAGUAAUAACAUCCAUCAUGGACUUCCUAUUAGGAGUAGGAGAGUAGGAAGAAAGGCAAAGAGAAAAUGGAAAGGAAUAGAAAAAAAUGAAUAGGACAGCAAAAAAGUGGAAGCAAUCCAGAUGUCAGUGAAUGGAUAAACAAAAUAUGGUAUAUCCCUACAGUAGAAUAUUAUUCAGCCAUGAAAAGGAAUGAAGUACUGAUUCAUGCAUACUAAAACAUGGCUGAACCUGCUACAUUAACAAAGUUACAAUCACAUACUGUAAUUCCAUUUAUAUGAAAUGUCCAGAAUAGGCAAAUUCAUAGAAACAAAGUAGAUUAAUGGUUGCCAGAGGUUAGGGGAAAGGGAGAAUGGGGAGGAAUUGCUAGUGGGCAUGGAGUUUCUUUGCUGUUCUAAUUUUAGAACAUUUCUUUACUGAAAAUGUUCUAAAAUUAGAUAGUGGUAAUGGUUGCACAACUCUGAAUAUACUACGGACUACCGAAUAGUAUACUUUAAAAUGGUGACUUCAUGGUAUGUGAUUUUUAUCUCAAUAAAGCCGUUAUAAAAAAAAAAAGUAAUAGGGCUGUGAGUGGUUGUGCCACAGCAUCUUUCUAAGGAUUGGUCAGAGGCGUCUGCCUAAAAACUUAAAGCUGCAAACCAUAGGAAAGCUAUUGCUUAGAAAUUCCAGAAGUAGGUUUCAACAAGAACACCGUAAUCAACAGCACCAGAGAUAGAGGAGUGUUGGGGUACAGCCAAAAAGCAUAUCAUCUUUUGACUUUUUUUGCCUGAACUGUGUGUUAUUUUUAUUUUUUAUGAGUAGUUAUAUCUCAUCUAAGUUUGAGAGGGUAUUCUCACCUAGGUAUUCAAUGUACUACCUAUUAAGCAGCCAUUCUAGAGAUAUUAUUUGAUGUCACAAACAUGGAACACAUGACAGGGCUGGGAAAGCAGGGUGGUUCUUUGUGGUCAAACGUAUAAGGGAUCUGCAUUUUAGAAGUGAUGAUUCCCAGUUUCCUUUGUAUGUAACUUGGCUCUUGUAUGUUUUUGCCUCAGUGGAGCCAUCUUCUCUAAGUCCUUCUUCAACUCCUACCUAGCUUUGAGACCUCGCUUGACAAGUAUUUUAAGUGCACAUUCCCAAGAAAGUCUUGCAGAGAAAAUAUGGUUCCUGGGAACCAUUUAUCUGUCUAAGACAUGAGAAAGAUUUCUUGUUUCAGUGGGUGUAAGAUCCAGGCUUUCGGGUUAGCCUUCAAGGCUUUCUAUCAUUAUUUCUCCCUAGCUUUAAUUUUUUUUCUUGCCAAUUUCCCACAUCCACGUGAUAAGUGUUAAUUCCCAUAUUGUUGCCUUGAUGCUGUUUUCUCACGUUGUUGCUGCUGUUGGAUGCCAUUGAGUUGGUUCUGACUCCUAUCAACCCUGUGUACAACAGAACAAAACACUGCCCAGGGUUCUGUGCCAGCCUCACAGUUGUUAUGCAUGAACCCAUUGUUGCAGCCACUAUGUCAGUCCAUCUCAUCGAGGGUCUUCGUCGCUGACCCUCUACUUUACAAAGCACAAUGUCCUUCUCCAGGGACUGAUGCCUCCUGAUAACAUGUCCAAAGCAUGUGAGAGAAAGUCUUGCCAAUCUUGCUUUUAAGGAGCAUUCUGGCUGUACUUCUUCCAAGACAGAUUUUCCCCACCUUAGACUAUCUUAAAAAACCUGCUCAAGAUUUCAUUUUUUCAGUAUGACUGUCUUUACAAAACUUUCCAUUCUGGUAAUUCUUUGACUCUUUUAACACUUAAAUACAAUUAUAUCAAUUCAAAAUACUUAUACUUUAUGGUACAAUUUAUUCAUUCAAGUAUUGAUGGACACCUCAGAUGGGGCUAUUACAGUUAAAGUUGCUUUGAACAUCUGUGUACAAGUCUUUGUUUGGACAAAUUGCUUUCAUUUCUCUUGAGUAAAUACCUAGGAGUGCAGUGGCUGGAUUAUAAGUAGGUGUGUGUUUAAUUUUUAAGAAAUUGCAAACUUUUCUAAAAUGAUUGUACCAUUUUACAUUCCCACCCACAGUGUAUGGGAGUUGCAGGCUAUCAUUUUUCCGUUGUAUUUCCUUCAGACCUUUUUCAAAAAUUUGUUGUCCAUAUAUAUAGUCAUGCAUCACUUAAUGUCCACAAUAUGUUUUGUGAAAUAGGGCAUUAUGUUACUUGGAUGUUUUGCAAGCACGCCUAAAUCAUAAGCAAUAGCAUUCACUAAUUUUCCACCUUUUUGUUAAUAACCUUUUAUUUCGCUUAACAGAGCUAUCUGGGAUACUGUAGUAUACUUGUAUUGACUAAAUAGCCAAGAUAUUGUACAUGUACAGUAUUGUAUUUCAGCUAGUGUACCUGCAAGAUAAUAUGUGAGUUAAGUAGGUUAAUUAUUGGUGGUGUCGUUAAGUGCCGUUGAAUGGGUUCCAACUCAUAGUGACCCUACUUACAGCAGAAGGAAACACUGCCCAGUCCUGUGCCAUCCCCAUGUUUGUUGCUAUGCUUGAGCCCAUUGUUGCAACGACUGUGUCAGUCCAUCUCAUUGGGAUUCUUCCCCUUUGUUGCUGACCCUCCACUUUACCAAGCAUAAUGUCCUUCUCCAUGGACUGGUCUCUCCAGAUAACAUAUCCAAAAUAUGUGAAGUGAAGUCUCGUCAUCCUCACUUGUGAGGAGCAUUCUGGCUGUACUUCUUCCAGGGCAGAUUUGUUUGUUCUUUUGGCAGUCCAUGAUAUAUAUUCAGUAUUCUUUGCCAACACAACAACUCAAAGGUGUCAAUUCUUCUUCAGUCUUCCUUAUUCAUUGUCCAGCUUUCACAUCCAUAUGAGGCAAUUGAAAACACCAUGGCUUGGGUCAGGCACACCUUAGUCCUCAAAGUGACAUCUUUGCUUUUUAUCACUUUAAAGAGGUCUUUUGCAGCAGAUACACGCAAUACAACACAUCUUUUUGAUUUCUUGACUGUUGCUUCCAUGGACGUUAAUUGUGGAUACAAGUAAAAUGAAAUCCUUGAUGACUUCGAUCUUUUCUCCAUUUAUCGUGAUGUUGCUUAUUGGUCCAGUUGUGAGGAUUUUGGCUUUCUUUAUGUUGAGGUGUAAUUCAUACUCAAGGCUGUAGUUUUUUUAUCUAUAUCAGCAAGUGCUUUAGGUCCUCUUCACUUUCAGCAAGCAAGGUUGUGUUAUCUGCAUAUCGCAGGUUGUGAAUGAGUCUUCCUCCAGUCCUGAUGCCCCGAUCUUCUUCAUAUAAUCUUGCUUCUCAGAUUAUUUGCUCAACAUACAGAUUGAAUAAAUAUGGUGAGAAGAUACAACCCUGACGCACGCCUUUUCUGAUUUUAAACCAUGGAGUAUCCCCUUGUUCUGUUUGAAUGACUGCCUCUUGAUCUAUGUACAAGUUCCUCAUGAGCACAAUUAAGUGUUCUAGAAUUCCCGUUUUUCGCAGUGUUAGCCAUAGUUUGUUGUGAUCCACACAGUCAGACACCUUUGCCUAGUCAAUAAAACUAGCUGGUUAAUUCUUUAUAUAUAAUAUAAUAAUACAUUGUAAAUAUACACUACUGUAUGCAUAAGCUAAUAUGUAAUCUGUACUUAACCACAACUGGAGCUUUCAGGGCUAAGGUAGUGCUGAGUGAGUCUAAAGGCUGUUGCUGGUACAGUUCUAUACUGUACUAGAUACUGAGUUUACUCUAAAUUACUGUAUGUACACUAUAAUAUACUGUACAGCUCUGUGUAUGUCUUGGUUAUCUAGUGCUGCCAUAACAGAAAUACAACAAGGGGUUGGCUUUAACAAAGUGAAAUUUAUUUUCUCCCAGUCUGGCAGGUUACAACUCCAAAUUCAGGGCAUCGGCUCCAGGGAAAGGCUUUCUCACUCUGUCGGCUAUGGAGGAAGGUCCUUGUCCUCAAUCUUCCCCUGGUCAAGGAGCUUCUCAGGCACAGGGACCCCAUGUCCAAAGGACGUGCUCUGCUUCUGGUGGUGCUUUCUUGGUGAUAUGAGGCCCCCAACUCUCUACUUGCUUCCCUUUCCUUUUAUCGCUUGAGAGAGAAAAGGUGAUGCAGGCCACACCCCAGGGAAACUCCCUUUUGGAUCAGGGAGGUGACCUUAGUAAGGGUGGUGUUACAAUCCCACCCUAAUCCUUUUUAACCACAGGUAGCAAUUAUGAUUUUUAACACAUCGGAAAAUCACAAAAUGGAGGACAACCACACACAGCCUAACCAAGUUGAUACACACGCUUUUGGGUGGUCAUAAUUCAGUCAAUAACACGUGUCAGCAACAGCUCUAUUAAUUCUUGUAAUCUCAUCAUCCUUUUCAAAUCCUUUAAAGUCAUGCACAUACCACUUAAGUAUUUUUUUCCAUAUGCCAUUCAUGUACUCUUUGGUCACAUCAUCCCAGGCCCAAGCAACGUUCUUUCUGUGGUAAACGUUAUUAUUCUUUCCAGAAGUGCAUCAUUGUCUUGCCAGUGUCAUCAGCUGCAGCAAUAGCUUGAACAAAGGUCCUCCUCAAGUAGUAGGCUUUGAAUGCCGCAAUAAUCCUUGGGUCCACUGGCUGGGUUAGAGAGUGGUGUUUAGUGGGAGGAACACUACUUUGAUGUUGGGGCGGAGGUCAGUAAUGAAAGGAGGAUGUCCUGGAGCAUUGUCUACAAUUAGCAAAAUCUUGAAAGAUAUGCCUUCUUCCAAGCAGUACUUCUCCACUUCACUGGCAUAGCAAUUGAGAAGGGCAUCCUGAAACAGCAUUUGUGUCAUUCAGGACUUUUUAUUGCACCUGUAAUAAACUGGUAGAAUGUGCUUGUUAACGUCUUUGAAAGCCCUGGGGUUUUCACUAUACUAAGUAACAGAUGACUUUAACUUGUAACCAGCAGCAUUGUCUGCUGACAACACUGUGUCACUCUGUCUUUAAAAGCCUUAAAGCCUGGCAUUGACUUGGCCUCUUUAUGGAUGAAGGUCCUUUCAGGCAUUUGCUUCCAGAAUUAAGGAGGUUUUGUCCAUAUUAAAAAUUUGCUGGGACAAAUAACCUCCCUCUGCAAUUAGUUUAUCUAACGUUUCAACAAAUUCUUCUGGUGCCUUCUCCUCAGCACUCACAGACUGAAGGCUCACUUUCACAUUAUGCAGCGAAAAAAGUUUGAAGUGCUUAAACCACCCAGAGCUGGCACUAAACUUGAUAUUGUAGUCUCAUCCUGCUUUUUCUUUACCCAUCUUGAACAAGGUUCAUGCCUUAGCUGUGAUCAUCAAGGUGCUGAGAGGGAUUCACUUUUGUGCUGGGUCCUCAGUGCACGUCAUUAGCAAUUUCUCCUUAUCUGAGAUGGGUCCCUCUCGCGUUUUGGUUGGCCUUAUAGCUUUCAGUGGAGCCGAUCCUGUAAUAGCUUAGAGAAAUUUUUCUUUGUUUUUGUGAACCGUUGUGAUUGUUGACUAUAACAUGCCUAAAUCUUGAGCAGUAGCAUUCACGGAUUUUCCACCUCCAUGUUGUUUAAUAACCUUUUGUUUCACUUCCAAAUCGAUCCUUCUCCUUUGCCUCUUGCUGCUGCUGUCACUAGCACUGGUUUUGCUGCGUUUAGGAGCUGUGAUGCACUUCACAGUAAUGUUUUUGAAAGAACAUUAAAUAAAAAGAACUUCAGUGCUACAGCAACACUCAAGAGACACAUGAUACAUGAGACUAGAUGCUGCUGCCUAUGAGUCGAAGCGUACACUGGUACACAGCAAACUUUUUAUUUGUAAGUAAGGAAAGUUCAUAUUCAAAUAAUGAUAGAAAGUACAGUACAAUACAUACAUAAGCCCAAAACAUAGACAUUUAUUAUGAUUGUCAAGACAUGUAUUAUGGUUAUGUAUGUACUGUACCAUUCUGGCAGCACAAGAGACAUGCGAUACAUGCGUUGCAUGCAGAAAGCUGUUGAGUUUUCUGUGUCUAGUUACAUCUGCUAUGUCUCAUUCUCCGAUUGGGAUUUCUAAACUCUAUUACAACCUUAUGGGACCACAGACGUUAUAUGGCACAUGACCGUAUGUGGGUCUUUUUCUGAAUUCUCUAUUUUGUUCCAUUGAUCUAGUUGCCUCUUCUGAUGCCAUUACCACACUGUUAGGAUUACUGAGACUUAAUAAAAAGUCUGGAAAUUAGAUAACAUUAAAUCUUCCAACUUUUUUCUUUUUCAGAGUUGUUUUGGUUGUUCCAAGACCUUUGCUUUUCUAUAUUAACUUUAAGGAUCAGUUUUCUUCUGCAAAAAAAAAAACCUGGUGGAGAAUUUGAUUGGAUUUACAUUGAAUCUACAGAUCAAUUUGGGAAGAAUUGACAUCUUACAACAUUGAGUCUUUCAACCCAUGAAUAUAGUAUAUCUCUCCACCUAUUUAAUUCCUUUUUUAAAUUCUCUCAGCAGUUUUUUUUUGUAGUUUUCAGUGUACAGAUCUUUUGUAUAUUUUAUCAAAUUCAUAUUUUUGAUGCCUUUGUAAACAGUAUUUUUUAUUUCCAUUUUUAUUGUUUACCACUAUUAUGUGGAAAUAAAACAGCUCUUGUAUCCUGCAACCUUGCUAAAUUCAGUUACUAGUUUUAAUAACUGUCUUAACUGGAUGCAUCUUUUCUUUUUUCAUGACAUGUUGCACUGGCCAGAACUUUCAGUACAAUGUUGAAUAGAAGUAGAGCUAAUAUUGUUUUGUGUGAUUGUGUGCUUUAGGUGAAAGUUUACGGAGCAAAUUAGUUUCUCACUUAAAAACUUAUACACAAAUUGUUUUGUGACAUCGGUUUCAAUCCCUGCAAUGUGUCAGCACUCUCCUCCUUUCCACCCUGGGUUCCCCAUUUCCAUUCAUCCAGUUUUCCUGUCACUUCCUGCCUUCCCAUCUUUACUUUUGGGCAGGUGUUGCCCAUUUGGUCUCCUAUACUUGAUUAAUCUAAGUGACAUGUUCCUCACGUGUGUUAUUGUUUGUUUUAUAUUCCUGUCUAAUCUUUGGCUGAAAGGUGAACUUCAGGAGUGGCUUUAGUUCUGAGUUAGAAGGGUGUCUGGGCAAAUAUUCUUUUCUUGUUCUUCUCAAGGAGAAAGCAUUCAGUCUUUUAUCAUUGAAUAUGUUAACUGUAGGUUUUUGCCUUAUCAAGUUGAGGAAAUUCUUUUGUAUUCCUAGUUUGCUGAAGUUUUUAUUUUAAUCAGGACUAUAUAGUAGAUUUUGCCAAAUGAUAUUCGUGCAUCUAUUGAGACAAUCAUGUUUUUGUUUUUUUAGUUAUUAAUUAUUUGAUUGAUAUUACUUGACUGAUAUUUGAAUGUUAGAUCAACUUUGCUUUCCAAAACUUGGUCAUAAUAUAUUUUUCUUUUUAUAUAUUGUUGAGGUUGAUUUGCUAAAAUUUUUCAUAGGAUUUUGUAUCUAUGUUCAUGAGGAAUGUUGAUCAGUAUGUUUCUGGUAAUGUCAUGUUUUGGUAUCUGGGUAAUGCAGACCUCAUAGAAUGAGUUGGGAAGUGUACUUUCCUCUUCAGUUUUCUGGAAGAGUCUGUGUAGAAUUGGUAUUGUUUCUUCCCUAAUUUGGUAGAAUGCACCAAUUAAGCCUUACAUGCAAAAGAAAAGAAAAGAAAAAAAUACAGCCUAUAAUGAGAAAAAUAAAUCAAUUGAAACAUUUACAACUGACAUAAUUGUUAGAAUUAGCAGGCAAAAUCAUUAAAUAGUUUUUAAGUAUGGUUAUUAUAACUAUUUCACAUAUCCACAAGUUAAAUAGAGAUAUGGAAUUGACAUAAUUGGAAAAUACCCAAUUGAUAAAACCAAGAAACAGAGAAUUAGUAAGAAUAUAGAAUACUUGAACAGCACAAUCAUCCAACUUGAAGUAAUUGACAUGUAUUGAAUACUUAACAACAGCGGAUACACAUUCUUUUCAACUGCACUUGGAAAAUUAACCAAGGUGGAUCAUACUGUGGGCCAUAAAACAAGUUUUAAUAAAUUUAAAAUGAUCAAAGUCAAAGCAUUUAUGUUCUCUGACCACAGUAAAAUUAAAUUGAAAACCAAUAAUGAAAUAUCCCUGGAAAAUUCUCCAAGUAUUUGGAAACUAAAUUACACACUUCUCUAUAACCCAAGGGUCUAAGAAGAAAUCAAAAGGAAAAUUAUGAAGUAUUUUAAACUGAAUGAAAAUGAAAAUCCAACAUAUCAAAAUUUGUAGAAUGCUGCUUGCAUUGAUUUCCUAUUUCUGCUGUAACAAAUUACCGCAAACUUUGUAGAUUAAAACAACACAAACUUAUUAUCUUACAGUUUUGGAAAUCAGAAGUCUGAAAUGGGCUUUACUGGGCUAAAAUUGAGGUGCCAGUAGGACUGUGUCCCUUGUAGAGUCUUUAGGGCAAAGUCUGUUCCCUUGACUUUUCCAGGUGCCAUAGGCUGCCUGCGUUCCUUGGCUUGUGGCCCUCCCUCCAUCUUUAAAGCUAGCAGUGUAGCAUUUUAAAAUCUCUUUCUGAUUUUUCUGCUUCCCUCUUCCACUUAUAAGGACCCCUUUGAUUAUAUUGGAUCCACCAAAUAAUCCAAGAUAAUAAUCCCCUAUCUCAAAAUCCUUACUUGAUCACAUCUGCAAAAAUUAGCUAAAUAGCCCUGUAUCUACUAAAGAAAUUGAAUCUGUAGUUAAAAACUAUCCUACCAAGGAUACUUUUAAAUUGGUGAUGCUUAAUAUUAAAUUUGGAAGUUUAAAUUUUUAAAUUGUGUAAUAGAUGUCUGUUUUUUAUAUAAUCUAAGUCUAGAGUAGCCCUCAUUUUGUUAUAUUUUUUUGGUCCAGUGGUAGGCCCUGGAGAGACUAGCUCACACUACUCAAGUUUCUUGUGAAGCAGUCCUACAGCAGAAAGCUUAUUCUUAAUAUAUAAUGGAAAACAUAAUUACCAAGCCAACCAUUUCAUUUCAAGUAGCAGGUGCAGGCAAGAUGCUGGAAACACUGAUAGACUUACCCUCUCUAGUAUUUCUUUUGGUUGACAUCUCACAAUGGUCCAUCAUCCUUUUUCAUAUUUUAUCACCAUCAUUCUCUUUUCCAGUUCAUUUACAUGUCCACUGUAAAACGUCUUUAAAACACCAUUAUAUUUUAUCAGAAAACUGAUCCUUCUCUCACCUGGAUUUCUUUGCUCUGUGCCCAGUGUUUUAGAUAAAUCAUCAAAUUUUUCUAGAUCCCUAUGAGGGCGUGUGAAAGAAAGAAGGAAGGACAAAAUUGGAUCUCCACCCCCAAGAAACUUUGUUAAGGGAGACAAAGCUCUUGAAUGUAAUACAAUCAGAAAGAUUUAGGGUCUCAAAGUUGGGAGAAAAGAUAGAAAAGUAAAAAACUCAAGCAUAAAAAGGGACUAGAACUGGGUGUUAAGAGUGGGAGCCCUCACUGAAAGUUCCAUUAUUGGAACGUUCUACUCUGUUUACGUACAACCCUAUGAUAAUGCACUUGAGUCCUUCCUUCACCACUUUUCAUAGCCUCAUCUCAGUUUUGUGGCACUUGAGUCUGGAGACCCAGACUUCAGACACAUUCAUCCGAGGUCUUAGAGCUAGGGAGUUCCUGUUGUAUUUCAAAAGAACAGAGAGCUAGAAGGGAAACUUUUUAUAAUUUCGGGUCUCUUACCUGACUGUUGUGUGGUCUCAAGACUUUUAGCUGGUCUACUCAAUUCAGAUACUUCCAGAACACAUCUCAUCCUUAUUGGCAGAUUGUUGGGUAAAAAAAUUGGAUAUCUCCUGUCAACCCAGAAAAUCUUCCUCAGAUACAGAAAAGAAAGAAAAUAGCUUUAUUAUUGAAAAGCAUUAAACCAGACUCUGAUGUGCAUCACAGGCAAUUCUCUAAUGAGAUUGCAAAGACAGAAGGGAAUCUCACCUUUUUAUAUAGCAAGGCAGAUAUAAUCUAUUACAUGUUCUCAAGAUAAAUGAUAACUUGUCCUGACUUACCAGCCCUUUUUGCUGGUAUAUACUUAGUUCAUCAAAAUUCACCUGGUAAUUUGGGUUGGCUGUCUGUGUCAGUUAAUUGCCUUUAUCCAAAGAAAAAAUAGAACUUCUGUUUACGACAAGCUGGUAGUUACAGGUUGGGACCAGGUACCUAGGCUUAACUCCCAUGGUGACAGGAAGACAGGGGUACUAUCUUCCUUGAUGUUUACAUUUUGAAAAGAUGGUUCUUGGGGCCCUUAACAAAAAACAUCCCUGGGUAGUGAACCUGGUAAGAGCCAUUUUUAGCUUUUAAAAAGAUUUACAUAUAUACCGAAUAGAUAGGGGAAGAUUUACUGUCACAGCAAAGGGAAAGGGGAAGGUCUCUUUCCCUUUUAGAAUGUGGGGAAAAAAAUUUUUUUUUUAACUUUUUCAGUUUACUUGUGCAACUGCCUGAUGAGUGGAAGAAAUAAGCAGUAAAGAAGAAAUGUUGAAGUAAAAAGAAGCAUUAAGUUUUCUGACGUGGUAUCUUUAUUAAUAGUUGCAUUUCCAUUUAUAUUGCAAAGCUAGAGGAAUACCUUGGGAUUAAAAUGAACCAGGUUACCUUAAAAUGAACCAAGUUACCUCUCAUGUGUUAUCAACUCUUUCACAUUCUCUUCUAUGGAAUGAUGCUCUUCUCAUUUUUCAAUACAAAAAUAAUGCUAUCUGUCUUAGAUGUCUAGUGCCACUAUAGCAGAAAUACCACAAGCGGGUGGCUUUAACAAAGAGAAAUUUAUUCUCUCACAGUCUAGAAGGCUAGACGUCCGAAUUCAGGGUGCCAGCUCCAGGAGAAGACUUUCUGUCUGUCAUCUCUGUGGGAAGAUCCUUAUCAUUGGUCUUCCCUAGUUAAGGGGCUUCUCAGCACAGCGACCCCGAACCCAAAGGACAUACUGUUCUCCUGGCUCUUGUUUCUUGGUGGUAUAAAGCCCCCAUGCCUCUCUGCUUCCUUCUCUCUUAUAUCUUAAAAGAGAUUGGCUCAAAAGACACAAUCUGAUCUUGUAGAUUGAGUCCUGCUUCAUUAACAUAAAUGCCACUAAUCCUAUCUCAUGAACAUCAUAGAGAUGGGAUUUACAACACAGGAAAAUCACAUCAGAUGACAAAAUGGUGGACAAUCAUACAGGACUGGAAAUCAUGCCCUAGCCAAAUUGAUACACAUAUUUUUGGGGGGACACAGUUCAAUCCAUGACAGUAUCUGAGGGCUCCAUAAAUUCUCCAGAUCCUCCAGAGAUCAAAAAGCAUAUGCAGAAUUAUAAUGUUCCCAGUAAUAUUAACACAGCUUUUAAAAUUUAUUCCAAUUAUACUUUUAUAGAGAGCAGUCUGUCCCACAAUUCAAGGAAGAAGGUCUCCACUUCAGUCAUUGCAGUGCAACAGACUACUUUUAUGUGCCUUUCUCACCAUGGUCUUGUAACUCCUACCAAGUGAUUGAGUGGGACUAGCAAAUGAGGUGCUUUUGGCCCACCAAUGGGAUUGGAUAGCUUGCUAAUACAAACAAGGUGCAUGCCACUGUUGUGGCAUGGGACCAUACAAAUAAGGUUUGUGGAACUCUAACAAGGGGAUCGGUCAGUUUUGCCAUCCCCUUAAAAUGAACCAUGCCAGAGGUGGAGAGUGGGGAUCUCACUACCACCAAGAAAGAAGAGCCAAGAGUGGAGCACACCCUUUGGACCUGGGAUGUAUAUCCUCUUUGGUGAAAUGUCUGUUAAUUGCCUUUGCCCACUUUUUGAUUGGGUUGUUUGUCAAAUUGAAUACAUAGGGAUUUUGGCAGAGUGGAUUUGUUAGGAUAAUUUCUACUGAAAGACUAACACUGUAAAGGUUUAAAUUCCUGUUUACAGGCCAGUGAAAAAAGAUGAUUAUAAAACUAAAUAUGCACUGUGCAUGUAACUAUGUUUUUUAAAUGCCAGGAAGAAAGUAGACCAAAAUGUUUGCAAUAUUUCAGAGGUAAUACAUGAUGGUUUUUUUCAGCUUGGUAUCUGUCUGAACUUUUAAAUGUUCUUCAAUGAUUAGAAAAAAACGAUGUAUUAUAGGUAUUUUUCAUUUUAAAAAAUGCCAGAUAAUAUGUAAAUAAGCUAACUAGUUCCAUUCAUCUAUCCUAAAUUUCUGCCUUAAGUGCCAAGGCCGCCCCCAUCCCUGUUUUUUGGAAUUUUUUUUUAAGUGUUAAGGUGGAUCAUAGUCUCUACAUGUGUAGGAACUGUGACUGGGAGGAAUAGAAGAGAAUAAUGUAGAUAAGGUGAGACUCUGCCAAUGAUAGCAGUAAUGUUUGUCCUUCUUAUAUUUACUGUGCAGCACUUCUGACAUCUCUCAGAGUCAGGAUUCCAGGUUCAAGAACCAUGACUUAACUACUUGGAGUUGUUGUUUAAGAGCUCGUAUUUCAGCAAAGAAAAGGGAAGAGUUUAUGUUCUAGAUCAUGUUUUUACAGAGGAUACUUCCUCAGAAUGCAUGAUAUCCCUUGUCUCUUAAUUCUUGACUCUUCUAUGAUCAACCAUUUUACUUAGUAAUUUUUCUCAGUAUUCUAACUGCCUCAAGCUUCACGGAUAUCUGUUUUUGAAAACCCACAUGGAUUUAAUACCAGUAAAUUUAUGAAUCUUUUACAUUAGCCCUAGCUGUCUUUUUCCUAGUUCCAGUGGUUAUCUCAGAUUGCACAGGGAUAGUUGCUAGCUCAUAGUUUGCAGGAAUAGCAACUUGACUCCCAUAGAGCCCAUUAAAAAAAAUUAAUAAAUGAUGGACUCUCCCACUUAUGGGAGUGACUUGACAGAUGUAAAUCUUAAGAUGAAGUUGUUGCCAGUCAUAACGGUUUUGAUGUGGCACAAUUUUCUGAGGUCUGUAUUUCAUUCAUGGAAUGAGAGUUGAAAGCAGGAACAGUUCUAACUUGAUGUAAUCAUCUCCGUAAUUCUAAAACCUCUGGCAGAGAGAAGGCAAAACAUCAUCCUAAAACUCAGUGACUAAACUUUUCUAUGCUCCUAACAUUUUUCUGAAUUUCUAUACUAGUCACUUCAUAAAAAGAGCAUUGAUGAAAAACAAGUAGUUUUUUCCCCCCAAUAAUGUAAAAAUGUUCAUGGAUCUUGAAAUCAUAGUGUUGCUUUUUUGUUUGUGUUUACUUGUAAUUUUGAUGUAUAGCUAUAUGGUUUUAGUUUUUAAAAGAUGUCAUUUCCUCUCCUUUUGAUAUUUUUCAAGUAGUGGAAAUUAAGUGUACCUAUACCAAUUUUGUUCUCAUUGGAAGGAGGAGGGCUUCCUUGUUUACCACUAAGUCCAGAUAAUCAUGAAGCUCAUGCAGAGAUUGUCACUGCAGGACAAGAAAGAGGGAAAAAAUCUGUCUUUGUCCUUGGAAUUUCAAUAAUACCUCUUUCACAUGGGGCUGCCAUUAUUUGUUCAGUCAACCAAUUUGAGUGUUCAUUCUGUGUAGGGUAGUUUGUUGGGCAGUAUGGAUGAUGCCUUAAAGGAUGUUUUUAAGCAGAAGAAUAACUUAGUCAAAUUAUUCAGAAAGGCCAUCAUUUGAUGUUUUGAAGUAAGACAGUGCAGUAAGAUAUUAUCUCAUAGUUAAAUUAAUGCAAUAGUAAGGGCCUAAUAAUCUAAAGUGUCAGUCAUGGGAAUGAACUAGAUAAAAAGAACAAAUCCGAGAUGGUAUCUUAAAUUUAAUUCCCUUGUUCUAGCUAAUUUGAUAUGAAUUGUCCUGUACAUCUGGAGGUAUCUAUCACUUGUCUUCCCACCCCCAACUCUGGCACGCCCAAUUUUCUUGCACUUCCCCGUGAGUAAUGGUAGGAGAAGGGAUGUAUAGCACAAUCUCAGUAGUGUGUAUGUAUCUGUGUGUUUUCAGUUUUUAAAAGAACUAUAUCCCUAAAGAGGUGUGUGCUCUUUCUGUCUACCUCUUGUGAUUUACUAUUUUAAAUCAAGACUUAAAAGAGCCACUCAAAUAGCCACUUGAACAGGAUGAGUAACAAUUUCUGUUGGGUAGGUAGUUAGUUACUUAAGGAGCCCUGGUGGUGCAGUGGUUAAAGAGCUCAGCUGCUGACUGAAAGAUCAGUGGUUUGAACCCACCAGCCACUCCACGGGAGAAGAUGUGGCAGUCUGCUUCAGUAAAGAUUUUACAGCCUUGGAGACCCUAUAGGGCAGUUCUCUUAUGCUCUAUAGGGUCACUGUGCGUCAGGAUCUACUAGAUGGCAGUGGGUUUUGAAGUAGCUACUUAAAAAAAAAAAAAAAAAGCAAAGUAUGUUAAAUGUCUUAUGUUUGUUACCCAUGGAAGAAAUGUUUUGCUUAAUGUUUUUGGGUGCAUUUGAUGUAUGCUUGCGGAGAAAAGUUUAUCUUUCUUUUUAUCUGCACCUUACUUUGGUAUUUAUUGUUUAGAGAGAACUACUCCUGAGUUUAUAUUCAAUCCCAAGGAAUCCUCCAGAAAGUGGCCAUCCCCUUUUUCGUGAGUGGAAUUUAGAGGUCAAUUCAUACUUAUGUGAAAUAAAAUAAAAUUUAAAAUGUGUACAUUCCCCAAACUAUAGUGCUUAAGAGGAUUCUGUUUUGGAAGCAGAAUUUAAAUCACAAGCAUUUUGGAGAGAUACACGUAAAACAGACUGCUUAUGUGAAAUCAGGAGAUCCAUAAAAAAUGUAAACGAAUGUAAAUACACCAAAGAAGGAAUACAGAUUCAGUGUAAGACAGUGAGGCACUAGCAGAGUUAAAUCUUCCUAUUGUUUCCAUAAUCUGAGUUUCAUACCUUAAGAAAAUUGUUUACCUUGUGUACACCACAAAGGAAGAAUAACAGCAGGUAUGAUAAUAUUUUCUAGCUCAUUAUGGCCCUGAGGGGAAAGGUAAAGAAUAAUUGGUUGGGAUGUGUGUAAUAAUAAUUGGUUUGAGGAGAUUUAAAGAGCAUUUCAGUGCAGUAAUUAUGAGAAGAAAAGUGUUAGAUGUCUUUUUGUCCUUGUUCCCAAGAACAGUUUGUGUGUUCGCUAUUUACUGUUCUUCCAAAAAAAUUUGAGACUGUUCCAGAGGGAUUGGUUGAUUUAGUCUCUCCAUGUAUGAUCUUGUAUUUCCAUAGAGUAUCAGAUCAGGUGAUACCUUUCAGCUUUGUGUUUAUUUCUUUUUUGGUAAUGUCUCUAAAAGUAGCCUUCUUUUGACUAUUCUCCCUACCCUUUAUACUUGUAAAGUGUAACACUUCGUUCCUAUCUCUUGAUCCAUAUGUUGCCUUCUAUAGGAUUCUUUUAAUAUUUUCUAUUUACUAUCUGAUGGCAAUCUUUAAAUUGUACAUUAGUGUUAAAUGACUGGUUCUGUGAAAUUUGUAAGCCAAAUGACCUUAUAACAUUCUUUUGUAAGCUUAAUAUUCUAUCAAGAACAUCGGAUGCAAUAGAAUAAUCCCAUAAAAAGUUAUCUAUUUUCAUUUCUAAUUUUCACCCCAGCAGUAUGAAAGGCCAGGCCCUCAAUAAUGACUUGAGAUGGGAGCUGCAUAUUGUAGAAGUGCUGCCUGUCUGAUGAAAUCUUAAUCUAAGUGUCCUUUUUUUUGUCUAGAAAGCUUUAACAAACAUAAUCCUGAGCUGAAGUUUUUUAGACCUUAAAGGACCCUUAGAUACUAUCUCAUCUCACUCUUACACUUUUUAGUUGGAUAAUGCAGGAGCCUGAUAAGUGCUACUUGCUUAAUUUAAGAUCAGCUGGUUAACAAUAGAAAGCUGACCCAGAUCUUGAAUUGUCCCACAGGCCAAUUUUUCUUAGGAAGAUAUUCACCACAUAUUGAAUUGUAUGCUUAGGUAUGUUUUUACUGUGAUAGGAGAAAUCAGGCCGCCCAUUGGAAGGCUGUAUAAGCUGAUAUGAACAAUUUGUGUCUAAGAUAUUUGCCAUUGCAGUGUCUGAACCACAGCUACAUAAUUCCUUUAUCAUCCAACUAUCUCUUGGGUGUGACUGAAGCCCUUUUUUCUUCUGCCGGAUUUGAAUACAGGCAUCAUUGAGACCUAAUGUUUCCCAACAUGUGCUGAUGGUGAUAAGUAAUGGGCCCAAUCU